Messenger RNA from Chaetomium strumarium, 2900 nucleotides. Its product is annotated as kinase-like domain-containing protein. The record is from RefSeq and is a predicted model, not a curated record. NCBI's taxonomy places the organism in Eukaryota, Fungi, Ascomycota, Sordariomycetes, Sordariales, Chaetomiaceae. Gene Ontology annotation, biological process: protein phosphorylation; signal transduction. Gene Ontology annotation, molecular function: protein binding; ATP binding; protein kinase activity. The transcript is spliced from 2 exons. The coding region runs from base 161 to 2878 and encodes 905 amino acids.
CCGUAAAAGGAAACUCGCGUCAUACUUCAAUUCGCCGUGCCUGUCUAGAACCGACUCGGCCAAUCUCACUUCUUGUCUGAUUGCCAGGCGGAGGUCAACCGAACCCGGAAAAAUACAAUCUGCAAGACUGCCUCAGCAACCGCCAGCUUGGUUCUCCGCCAUGGCGAUGCUUGCAUCGAAAACGUUCCCGGCCUCGCUGGGCUCCCAGCCCUCUGGCAUCGUGGCCACCGCACCGCAAUCUGCGUACCAACCUGCGAGGCGAGCCGCGGCAGCCCCAAUGACGACGCAGAAUUACGCCAGCCCGACCGAAUCCGAGUUUGACGACGUCGAUGGGCCCGAUUCAGUGAAGAACUGGGACGAGGACAGGGUGUGCGAGUAUCUGCGGAGCGUCAAGUGCGGCGAGUACGAGAAGGUGUUCCGCAAGAACCACAUCAAUGGCGAGAACCUGCUGGAGAUAGACAAGGAAGUCCUGAAAGAGAUGGGCGUCGAGAAGGUUGGAGACCGGGUGCGCCUAUUCUUAGGUAUCAAGAAGCUGCGGACAAAGACAUACGCUAGCCAGAGGAGGCGGCAUAGGGAUUCGUUUGCUGGCCUUGACGCGCAGUAUGUUCCGUCGUCUUCCUCGCCUCGGCCCCCCGCUGCCCGCACGGUAGCGCAGGCACCGUCAAACAAGCGGUAUUCUCGCCAGUACGAUAUCUCGAAUGCUGCUCACAUCGCCGAUAACUCGAAGCCUUCGUCAAGACCUACUUCGCCGCUCCCGAGCGCCGACUACAAAACCAGCCGUCAGCGGUAUGCGCAACAGCCGUCGUAUGCCGGUCAGCCCACGCCUGCCUCGGCGAGAUUUCCCAUCUCUCCGCCCGAGCAGUCGCAUUCGGGACGGUUGCACACAAGAAAUCAGUCCAGUAUGGAUGGCUCGCUGAUGGCCGCCUUGCCGCCGGGGCAAGACGUUAUCCGCGUAAUUUCUACAGGCGGCCUGACCAAAGUGGUCAAGAUCGCUGAUUGCAACACAAUCGAAGAGGUCAUGCGUGUUACACUCCGGAAGUUCUCUUUGAGGGAAGACCAGGAGAGAAACUACUGCUUCUGGGUUCUGAACGGCGUCGAUCCGGACCCGAACCAGUGCCGUCGCCUGGGUGAUACCGAGCUGUGGAGAGUCAUCAAGGACCACACGCGAUCGGAACGGAACCGCUUGAUCCUCAGGCGCGUGCCCACCGGAGAACCAGGACAAGCAGAGCUCGAGAGAGCUGCGGCCAUUGCUAUGGAGGAAGCGCUACAAAAUCAGCAGCGCGUCAUGGAGAACAUGGACAAACGCAGCCAGCUGAAGGCACAGAAGCUUCUCGGCGAAAACUGGGAGACAAUACAGCCUCCUCUUUCACCUGCCUCCUAUCAGGACCGCGAAAGAUACAAUACCGCCAGAGACCUAGAGCGGCCAGCGGUAAUCGAGACGGCCCGUGCAGUCCCCCGCCGCAAAGGCUUGCUGCGUCAGUUCGGCGGGCUCAGGCCGCCAAGCGAGUUGAUUGCCUCCGAUCUCACCAGCUACUUCCCGGAUCACUCUCGGGAGGCCAUCGAUAGGACAGCACGCAUGUCCAUGAGACGGUCCCAGCGUCUCAGCAGGGUCAAUCAUCGCCUUAGCGUGGCGAGCACAUUGAGCUUCGCUUCGAGCAUCCAAGAUGUGCCGCCGAUCCCAACCAUUGCCGACAGCUGGCUGACCGCUUCCAACCAAAUCGCCAAGGUUCGCCCACGCGAACCGCGGUUCGCCCAAUACCGAGACUCGGUCGCCUCUUCGGUGCUUGAUACGUUGCAGGAGGAGUCAUCGUCGAUCGAGCCCAACCGGAAAUCAUACGUGUCCUUCGCCGACAGUGGUUCGGAUACGGCUGCGCUGAGCAUCACUGAUCCGGACGGCAACGUUGUGCGGCACAGUUACUUUGACGGGAGCACGACCGGCUCUGGCGGCUCUUCAAUACAGGAUGUCAACCAAGCUCUUACCGAGGACGGCGAGGAUGCCGACGAAGAGCUACAGAGCUUCCUCGCUGGCGAGUCUUGGGAUGACAGCAAAUGGAUGAAGGGCGCGCUGAUCGGCCAGGGUUCCUUCGGCAGCGUCUACCUUGCCCUUCACGCCGUCACGGGCGAGCUUCUCGCCGUUAAGCAAGUCGAGACGCCGUCGCCUGGCGCGAACGGCCAGAACGAUUCGCGGAAGAAGAGCAUGAUUGAGGCCCUGAAGCGCGAAAUCAGCCUCCUGCGCGAUCUCCGCCAUCCCAACAUUGUGCAGUACCUCGGCUGCGGCUCCUCGGCCGAGUACCUUAACAUUUUCCUCGAAUACGUCCCCGGUGGCUCGGUGCAGACCAUGUUGAACUCGUACGGCGCGCUUCCAGAGCCGCUCGUCCGCAGCUUUGUCCGUCAGAUCCUCAACGGCCUUUCGUACCUCCAUAACCGCGACAUCAUCCACCGCGACAUCAAGGGCGCCAAUAUUCUGGUCGACAACAAGGGCACAAUCAAAAUCUCGGAUUUCGGCAUCUCCAAGAAGCUAGAAGCCACCAACAUCCUCAACGGCGCAAACAACAACAAGCACCGCCCCUCCCUGCAAGGUUCGGUCUUCUGGAUGGCGCCUGAGGUAGUCAAACAGACCUCCUACACACGGAAAGCGGAUAUCUGGUCGCUCGGCUGUUUGGUGGUCGAGAUGAUGACGGGCCAGCACCCCUUCCCCGACUGCACGCAGCUGCAGGCCAUCUUCAAGAUCGGCGGCGCGAAGGCCACGCCCACGAUUCCCGAGCACGCGAGCGACGAGGCCAAGCAGUUCUUGGCGCAGACGUUCGAGAUCGACCAUAAUAAGCGGCCCAGCGCGGACGACUUGAUGUUGAGUCCUUUCCUGACGCCGCCCGCUUAGCUCAGUGGGCGUCUCGCUUGGA